Molecule: messenger RNA, 7896 nt
Organism: Epinephelus fuscoguttatus (brown-marbled grouper)
Lineage: Eukaryota; Metazoa; Chordata; Actinopteri; Perciformes; Serranidae
Gene: dock11
Product: dedicator of cytokinesis 11
Exons: 54
Coding region: 160-6444 (2094 amino acids)
Biological process (GO): small GTPase-mediated signal transduction; positive regulation of filopodium assembly; positive regulation of GTPase activity
Molecular function (GO): guanyl-nucleotide exchange factor activity
Source: RefSeq, a predicted model, not a curated record
CAGCGGCAGCCCCGCCUCGCGACGCGGACCGCUGGCUGGUUCACCUCCAACGCAACCCACAUCUGGCUGUCACAUUCAUCGCUGCGGCUCCGUCCGGUACCGCGGCAUGCUCACACUCACACCAGGACAUACGAAGUGGAUUUUAAGCAGAGGGGCACAAUGUCCGAGGUGCGAAAAUUCACAAAGAGGUUAAGCAAACCCGGGACGGCCGCGGAAGUCAGGCAGAGCGUGUCGGAGGCUGUGAGGAGCUCCGUGGACCUUGUGGAGCAGCCAAAGAUUAUCGAACCGCUGGACUAUGAAGCCGUGGUGUUUCAAAGAAAGGCCCAGAUCCACAGCGACCCCCACCGGGACCUGCUGCUCUGCCCCGUUGAUGAUGUCUCGGAGUCCCAGAUCUCCCGGCAAAGGAGGACUGUUGUUCCCUCAGUGCCUCAGAACGCUGAGCGGGAGGCCAGGAGUCUGUUUGCCAAAGAGUGCAUCAAGAUGUACAACACCGACUGGCAUGUAAUCAACUACAAGUAUGAGGCUUACUCUGGUGACUUCCGCAUGUUGCCUAGCAAAGGCCUGAAGACAGACAAGCUGCCAGCUCAUGUGUUCGAGAUAGACGAAGACGCCAAAGAUGAGGACUCAUCAUCGCUGUGCUCCCAGAGGGGAGGCAUCAUGAAGCAGGGCUGGCUUCAGAAAGCCAACAUCAACAGCAGCCUGUCUGUCUCCAUGAGGGUGUUCAAAAGGAGGUACUUCUACUUGUCACAGCUCCCAGACGGCUCCUACAUCCUCAACUCCUACAAGGAUGAGAAGAACUGCAAGGAAACCAAAGGAUCCAUCUACCUGGACUCCUGCAUAGAUGUUAUUCAGAGCCCUAAGAUGCGACGUAAUGGCUUCGAGCUGAAGAUGCAAGAACGCUACAGCCAUUUCCUGGCUGCAGACAGUGAAGCAGAGAUGGAGGAGUGGGUGGUCACACUGAGACAGGCUUUGCAGAGCAGCACUGAGGCCAGCCAGGACAGGAGGAAUGGUGCAGAGACACUGGACUGUGCCCUGGAUGACGACACUUCCAGCCAAGGUAAAGGUGAGAGCCUGCUGGAGAGCCUGGGGAGGAGUUUACACCCUGAACUCAUGAAGUACGCCCGAGAGACUGACCAGCUCAAUAAGAUCAACAGGAAUGAAGGCAGACAAAAGCUUUUCUCUCUGGAUCCUGAGACACAGAGGCUGGACUUCUCAGGCAUCGAGCCAGACGUGAAGCCAUUUGAGGAGCGCUUUGGCCGUCGUAUCGUGGUCAGCUGCCACGACCUGACCUUCAGUCUCCAGGGCUGCGUUAGUGAGAAGGGCGAUGGCGUCCUCACCAAUGUGGAACCAUUCUUCAUCAGCCUCGCUCUCUUCGACGUCUCCAAGAGCUGCAAAAUCUCGGCCGACUUCCACGUCGACCUCAACCCGCCCUGCGUCAGGGAGAUGCUGGCUGACGCCUCGGGCCAGAUCUCUCCUUCAUCCGACUCAGAGGGUGGGGGAGGAGGAGUCAGAGAGGGUGGAGGGGGAGGUGGAGUCAUGGUGAACGGAGACUCAGCGAAAGGGAAUGGCCUGCCUGUCCUUCAGAGGGUGUCGGAGGCUCUGCUGCGCUUCCCCACACAGGGUAUCUUCUCAGUGACUAACCCUCAUGCAGAUAUCUUCCUGGUGGCCCGUGUGGAGAAGGUGUUACAGAACGGCAUCACACACUGCGCAGAGCCUUACAUCAAGACCUCUGACAUCAACAAGACUGCUCAGAAAGUGCUCAAAGCUGCCAAGCAGACAUGCCAACGCUUGGGCCAGUACAGGAUGCCAUUCGCCUGGGCUGCCAAGCAGGUGUUCAAAGACGCUCAGGGCAGCCUGGACAUGGACGGGAAGUUUUCUCCUCUCUACCGCCAGGACAGCAGCAAAAUCUCCACUGAUGACAUCAUCAAGCUGCUGGCCGACAUCAGGAAGCCUGAGAAGAGCAAACUUCAGACCAUCCCUGGACAGCUGAAUGUCACCAUUGAGUGUGUCCCACCUGACUUCUCAAAUACGGUCACUUCCUCUUAUGUUCCUGUCAAGCCCUUCGAGGACAGCUGCGAGCGGGUGUCAGUGGAGGUCGAGGAGUUUCUCCCAGAGGAGGCCAAGUACAACUACCCCUUCACCACCUACAAGAACCAACUGUACGUGUACCCUCAGCAGCUCAAAUACGACAACCAGAAGACCUUCACCAAGGCAAGAAACAUCGCAGCUUGCAUCCAGUUCCGAGAUACAGAUGAAGAAGGUGCAGCCCCUUUAAAGUGCAUCUAUGGCAAGCCGGGAGACUCACUUUUCACCAGCAGCACCUACGCAGCCGUCCUGCACCAUAAUCAGAGCCCGGAGUUCUACGACGAGGUGAAGAUUGAGCUGCCAGUCCACGUUCAUGAAAAACACCACAUCCUUGUCACCUUUUACCAUAUCAGCUGUGAGUCCAGCAGCAAGGCCAGCAGCAAGAAGAGAGAGGGAGUCGAGUCACUGGUGGGCUACUCUUGGAUGCCUUUGCUAAAAGAUGGGAGAAUGCAGUCUGUAGAGCUCCAGCUACCUGUGGCAGCCAACUUGCCUCCUGGAUACUUGUGUCAGGACACGAGAAAGUCUCAGCCAGAUAUCAAAUGGGUGGAAAAUGCCAAGACGCUGUUCAAAGUGAGGACCCACGUGGCAUCAACAAUAUAUGCUCAGGACCUGCAUCUACACAAAUUCUUCCAGCACUGCCAGCUGAUGAGGACGACGUCAGAGGGCAACCCAGCAGAACUUAUCAAAUACCUGAAGUGCCUGCAUGCCAUGGAGACUCAUGUAAUCAUCAACUUCCUACCAACGGUGCUGAUGCAGCUGUUUGGGGUGCUCACAGCAGCAACCAAAGAAACCCAUGAGAUUGCUGUUAACUCUCUGCGUGUGAUCAUACAUAUAGUCUCCAGAUGUCAUGAGGAGGGCCUGGAACACUACCUGCGCUCUUUUGUUAAGUAUGUGUUUGUGACCAACAACCUUGCAUCAGGGAACUCAGCGACCACCCAUGAGGUGCUGGCCACUGCCGUAACAGCCACCCUCAAGCAAACUGCGGACUUUAACACCAGCAACAAACUGCUCAAGUACUCCUGGUUUUUUUUUGAAACCAUGGCCAAAUCCAUGGCCCAGUACCUGCAAGAAGGCAACCGCAUUAAGAUGCCCCGGGCCCAGCGCUUCCCCGACAGUUUCCACCAGGCACUCCAGUCGCUGGUGCUUUCCAUUAUGCCACACAUCACCAUCCGUCACAUGGAAAUCCUGGAGGAAGCUCGCUGCAUCAACCUGAGCCUGGCUAAUUUCAUCAAGAGGUGCCUGACCGUCAUGAACAGGGGCUUUGCUUUCGGCCUGGUCAACCACUACAUGUGUCAUUUCGGUCUCAAAGAUCCCAAGGUGCUGACUGAGAUGAAAUUUGAUUUCCUGAUGACAGUGUGUAACCACGAACACUUCAUCCCUCUUAAUCUGCCCAUGGCUUUUGGGCGCACCAAGCUGCAGCGGGUACAAGAUUUUAUUCCGUAUGCGACGGAGCUUUUUGGCCCUGUAGAGCAGAGUCUGGAGUUCAGCCUCACAGAAGACUACUGCCGAAACCACUUCCUGGUGGGCCUGUUGCUGAGAGAAGUGGCCGAGGCCUUGCAGCAAGGGCCCGAGGUCAGACAGCUGGCCGUGAGCGUUCUCAAGAACCUGCUUAUUAAACACGCCAUGGACGACCGCUACACAGCGUUCAAGAACCAACAGGCCAGGAUCUGCUUACUCUACCUGCCACUUUUUGAACUGCUCUACCAGAACUUGAAGCAGCUGUCUGCCCAGCCACACACCUCCAGCCCCGGGCUCGGCCUCAAUGGCUCCAGAGAUGACCUGAUAUCAACUGGCUCCACAGACAGCAGGAGAAUCAGCACUGCAAUCGAGAGAGACCACGGUCUGCCAGCUCAGAACGGCCAUGCUGUGAGGAGAGAGGACUCCAGAGGCUCUCUGUUUAUGGAACCAGGGACACCAGACAGCAUUGAGCUGCAGAGACGUGGCUCCACAAUGAGCAGCAGCACAAUGCCUCCCAUUGGCAGACUGGGACAGUACGAGAUCAAGGGCCUCCUGCUCUCCUUCCUGCACAUCGUCAAAACUUUGUCAGAAGACACUCUCAUGGCUUACUGGAACAAAGUUGGCCCUCAAGACAUCAUGAACUUUCUCAGUUUGCUAGAGAUCUGUGUGGGCCAGCUCCGAUACAUUGGAAAGAGAAACAUUGGCCGGAGUCAGGAGAUGUGUGCGUCAAAGCUAUUCUCCUCAGACAGGAAGUCUCAGACGAUGCCGGCUAUACGCUGCAACCGAGCCAGCCUCAUGCAGACUAAGAUGCACCAGUUCAGCACCAUGGAAGCCUCCCUCACUCUCAAUAUAGGGACGGGGCCAUCAGAAGCAGAAGUCCACCAUCAGGCUCUGCUGGAGGGCAACAUCUCCACAGAGGUCUGCCUGAGUGUCCUGGAUGUCCUCUCUCUUUUCACUCAGUGUUUCAAGACCCAGCUGCUGGACAGCGAUGGUCACAACCCCCUGAUGAAGAAGGUGUUUGAUGUCUACCUGACCUUCCUUAAAGUCGGCCAAUCAGAAGCCGCCCUCAGACACGUGUUCGCCGCGCUUAGAGCUUUCAUUAACAAGUUCCCGUCGGUGCUGUUUAAAGGCCGUGUGACGCUGUGUGAAGCUCUGUGCUGCGAGGUGCUCAAGUGCUGCGUCUCCAAGCUGGCGUGUCUGAGGGCCGAGGUGUCAGCUCUGCUCUACCUGCUGAUGAGGAACAACUACGAGUACACCAAGAGAAAGACAUUCCUACGCACGCACCUGCAGAUCAUCAUUGCUGUAAGCCAGCUGAUCUCCGACGUGGCACUGACCGGCAGUUCGCGCUUCCAGGAGUCUCUCUCCAUCAUCAACAACUUUGCAAAUAGUGACAAGGCCAUGAAGUCCACAGCAUUCCCCUCUGAAGUGAAGGGCCUGACUAAGCGGAUCCGCACAGUGCUGAUGGCCACGGCCCAGAUGAGGGAGCAUGAGAAAGACCCGGAGAUGCUGCUGGACCUCCAGUACAGCCUGGCCCGGUCCUAUGCCAGUACCCCUGAACUGAGACGGACCUGGCUGGACAGCAUGGCCCGAGCGCACCUCAAGAAUGGAGAUCUCUCUGAGGCUGCCAUGUGUUAUGUUCAUGUGGCUGCGCUGGUUGCAGAAUACCUGCACAGGAAAAAGUUGUUCCCCAGCGGCCUUGCAGCUUUUAAGAAGAUUACCUUGAAUAUUGAAGAGGAAGCUGCCAUGAGGGAAGACACCGGAAUGCAGGACAUCUAUUACACUGAGGAAGUCCUGGUGGAACACCUAGAGGUCUGUGUGGAGGCCCUGUGGAAAGCCGAACGAUAUGAGCUCAUCACGCACAUUGCCAAACUCAUCAUCCCCAUCUAUGAGAAGCGUCAUGAGUACGAGAAACUAAGCCGACUGUACGACACUCUGCACAGAGCCUACAAUAAGAUAAUGGAGGUGAUACAGUCAGGCCGCAGGCUGCUCGGGACAUACUUCAGAGUGGCUUUUUACGGACAGGGCUUCUUUGAGGAAGAGGACGGGAAGGAAUACAUUUACAAAGAGCCCAAACUCACUGGCCUCUCCGAAAUCUCUCAGCGGCUGCUGACGCUCUACGGGGAAAAGUUUGGGGCAGAAAACGUCAAAAUAAUUCAGGACUCAAACAAGGUAAACACGAAAGACCUGGAUGCCAAGUUCGCCUACAUCCAGGUGACGUUCGUCAAGCCAUACUUUGAGGAGAAGGAGGCGCCAGAGAAGAAGACUGACUUUGAGAAGUGCCACAACAUCAACCGCUUUGUGUUCGAGACACCCUACACGCUGUCAGGCAAAAAGCAUGGCGGGGUGGAGGAGCAGUGCAAGAGGAGGAGCGUGCUCACAACUGCCAACACCUUUCCCUAUGUGAAGAAGCGCGUAGAGGUGGUGGGGGAGAAGCAGGUGGAGCUAAAGCCGGUAGACGUGGCCAUAGAUGAGAUGAAGGCGCGAACAGCAGAGCUGACCAAACUCUGCUCCAGCCAGGAGGUGGACAUGAUCCAGCUGCAGCUCAAACUGCAGGGCUGCGUCUCUGUGCAGGUGAAUGCAGGUCCCAUGGCGUAUGCCAGAGCAUUCUUGGAUGACAGUAAAUCCAACCAGUCUGGCAACAAGAAAGUCAAAGAACUGAAGGACAUUUUUAGGCGUUUUGUCCAGGCUUGCAGUAUAGCUCUGGACAUAAACGAGCGUCUGAUCAAAGAGGACCAGUUUGAGUACCAUGAGGGACUGAAGGCCAACUUUAAGGAAAUGGUAAAGGAGCUAUCUGACAUCAUCCACGAGCAGAUCUACCAGGAAGAUAUGAUGCGCUCACUGAUACAAAACUCCCUCCACGUGUUUCGUGCCAUCAGCGGGACGUCCAGCAACCUGGGCUGACCUCUCCCUCCUCCACCACCACCUGCCCUUACAUAUAUCCUCCAACUUCGCCCUCAUGGACCUGAACUGAUAAUAAGAGGGCGGCUCUUAGUUUCAUGUCUGCCCAGCUGCGCAUCUCAAAACACCCCUUGCUGAAGCUGCCAUUUGGCUAUCUUUGGGCAAGAAUGAGAUUGCAGCAGGCUGGUGGAUGUAAUAUUAAAACCACAGCAGCAGUAUUUCAGAGAAUGUAUCACAGCAACACCGACUAAAUGUCAGCAUGUCAGGUUUAGGUGUUAUGCUGAGUCUUGCUAGGUUGCACUUUUUUUCUGCCUUUGCAAUGAACUGCAGGAUUGACUGUUGUCUCUUUUGAUGGAGAUACUGUACUUAAGCAAUUAUUUUCCCGUCCUCUCUCUGCAACGUCGCCCUUCAGAUCUAUGCAGGACACCACUCUCCUUUCAGAGUUCAUUUUUACUACUUGAGUUGAUUCUUAGAAGACAAUAGCAGUGUUUUGUUUGGCCUGACUGUCAUGUCAGACCAGCAGGGUGAGCAAUAUAUCCCAACUCAACCGGUUCUGUUGGAUAAGGUACCCAAAGUAAAAGCAGUGAAAUUCAAGAUGAGCCAAGUGUUUAUAGGCUAGCAGUGCGUUCCAGCAACAUUACCAGUUUGUGAUUAAGAGAUAACCAGCAGUCUCAAGAGCAGCAGCUGAUAAUGAGUGUCAGGCCAAAGUAACUGCUCUGUUUGUGUCUUGACAAAUGCCUUCUCAAUGUGUUCCAAAGUGAAAGCAAAGACAGACCUCAGGGUUCUAUUAAAAGCUGUGUGAUUAAGCUGCUCUUAGAAAGGCUUUGCCUAGUGUAAAAGUAGCUCAGUUGUAUUGUAAAUUAAAAAAUCAUUUGGUGAUCAUCUUCUAGACUGUAUCAGAGGUAAUCAAUAAUGUUAUACCAGAAAAGAUUAUGAUAGCAAAUUCUAUCAGAGCUGUUGAACAAUCAUUGAAUCAGUAUUCUCCGUGGGCUCAUUUUAUGGCCUGUGGACAUUUGUAGUCAGAAACAGGACACACUCAUCACAGCUGUGUGAUUAUAUUUCCUUCAGUACAGUAUGAAGAGAGUUCCUCACAUCUGGGUUAAGAUCCAGUGCCUUGUGCUUUGCCUUCUGAACAGAAUCCCUUAUCUCAAGUAAUAAGACCUUCAUCACAUGCUGGUUAUUUACAGUAUUUCACAAGUGCUACACUGUAAUUAGCAGAUAGAUGAAUAAUAUUUAAGCAACUGUACAUAAUUUGUUGCCAUGCUGUAAAGUGAAUUCUGUAUGUUUGUAUGUAUGUAUUUAUAUAUGUAACAUUUUGGACUCUUGUUCAGUCCAAAUCUGUCCUAGCAGAGAGAUUUUUUUUUUUUUUUCAUUUUUAUUGCAUUGUGUACUGAAGUGCAGCUGCUUGUCAAACUUACUUUGUAAAGCCAUUUUCCAAUAAAACGUGGAAAAACU